Molecule: messenger RNA, 2692 nt
Organism: Cannabis sativa
Lineage: Eukaryota; Viridiplantae; Streptophyta; Magnoliopsida; Rosales; Cannabaceae
Exons: 6
Coding region: 788-2380 (530 amino acids)
Molecular function (GO): calcium-dependent protein serine/threonine phosphatase regulator activity; calcium ion binding
Source: RefSeq, a predicted model, not a curated record
GUGAUUAAAGAGAUUAUGUUACAUAAUCUUUGGUGAAAGUGAAAUCAUAGGAUGAAGAUAAUGUCAAAUAAGUAGAUCUUUUAGGUUGCUGUGUAUGUUUUAUUUUAUCAUGGAUUAUCACAGGACCGACUAGAAUUGCUUAAGCCAUAAAAAACUUCUAAUAAUCCGAUCAAAAGAAAGAACAAAUAAAUGAUUAAUUCUUAUUAACAGUUUUGAAAAAUUACAAAAACCACCUAUGCAGUUUGGUACAAAUUGUUGUCCCUAAUGAAUCAUUCAAAGAAAAGGUGGUAAUCCAUUUCUUUUGGAGAGAAAAACCUACUACAUUUUCUUCAUAAUCUCAAUCAAAAUCAAGCCCAGUUCAAUGCAGUUGUACAGUAACUGACUUUUGAUUCAUCUCCUCAAACAUAAUUACUUCAUGUCAACAACAACAACUUGAAUUGUUCCAGCUAUUCAAUAACAUACCAAAAAAAAAAAAAAACAGAAGUUAAUUAGGGUUUAAUAUGGCAAAUACACAGAAACAUCUAAAUAUUCUUAUCAACAAUCUCAUUUCUAUCAUAUCUGAAAUUCCACAAAACGCUGCCCAAUCCCUUCCAUUAGGGACUGAAAUAAUCAGUAGAGCAUCGGUUUUGGGUUUGAGCAGAAGGUAAUGGAUGGAAAUGGGGGAAUCGCAGGUGAGGUUUGGUGGAAAAGUUGGCGGGAAAGUGAAAAGUUGAAAUUUAGGGAUGUGAGAUUGUUGAGCAUUAGGGGCGGAAUGGUCCGCCGGUAAUAGUCAUUUUAUAUAUAUGAUAUGAAAUUGGGUUCAUCUUCUUCAUUUGGUUGCGAAUCUCUUCCACUCUCAGCCCCCAAAAUCAUAAACCCUAGAAAAUCAUAUUACCUAUCACCGGUGUUAAGGUCAGCCUCGGCCGCCUCUCUCAGCCUAUCACACAGUUCCUCUCUUCUCUCUCUCUCUCACCAGUCCCUCUCUCUUGUCAUUGGGCAACAAAAGGCUCAUGAAAAGAAGAAAGGUUGUGACUCUAGUCUUGGGAUAACUUUAGAGAAGAAAAAGAGGAAAAAUAAGGGACAACCGCAUGUAGUUGAUCGGAUUCAGAUACUUAAAAAGGUGCUUGGUAAGAGGCGCGGAGUGGGGCGCUUAUCAAAGUCUCAUACGACCCGUUACACUAAGUACACUCAGACACAAGUGCCUAUUCAUACUCAACAAUCGCUUGAGAAAAUACAAAGAUUGGAACGGUUGAUAAUUGAAUUGCAAAACCAAGUCCAACACAUCAGUAAAAAGCUUCCAGUUGAACACUGUUUGCCACCAGACAAUAAAAAAGAGGAGCUAAUUCGAAAGCAUGGGAAUAUGCAUUCAACUAGGCCGUCUCAACAUCACAUGUCUCACAUACUUGGAAAUGGAUCUGUUUCAUCUUCUCAGCCUUUGACAAGCCACUCUAACAUUCAUGGUUCUCAGUAUCAGGGACAGAUGUCUAUGCUGCUACCAUCCCAGCAGCCUUCUUCGACGCCUUACUAUCCCAACAUGUAUAACUCUGCCUCACAACAACUUCCUCCAACGCCCUAUCAAUAUCCCUACAUGUAUGGGGCCCCAUCGCAGCAGCCUCUGCCACUCUAUCACUAUCCCAACACAUAUGGGCUCCCAUUGCAGCAGCCUACACCGCCUUAUCACAAUCCCAACACAUACGGGCUCCCACAGCAGCAGCCUACGCCACCCUAUCACAAUCCCAACACAUACGGGCUCCCAUUGCAGCAGCCUACACCACCCUAUCAUAAUGCCAACACAUAUGGCCCACCAUUGCAGCAACCUAUGCCAUCUGAUCACAAUCCCAACACAUAUGCGCCCCCAUAUUCUCUUGAAAAUUUGAGGGCAAAGCUGAAGCAUUUCUCUACAAUGAACAACUUCAAGAAAAGAGCUCUCAGGGCAAUUGCUCAUGAGCUUCUGUCAGUGGAAGAGAUUCGUAAUAUGCAGAUAAGAUUUCAUUUCAUGGAUACUACCAGAAGAGGAAGGAUUAACUUGGAUGAACUAAGAAUCGGAAUGCAUGAGCUAGAAGAUCACAUUCCAGAGGCAGGUGUUGAUAUGAUAAUGGAAGCUGGUGAUCUAAAUAAGGAUGGAUAUAUGGACUAUGGAGAAUUUGCAAUCAUAUCAUUUUACCUUACAAAGAUGCACACUAAGGAUGAGUUCAUUGACAAAGCUUUCAAAUACUUCGACUAUUUAGAAUGUGGAUCUAUAGGAAUUUCCGAGCUACGAAUUGGGUUGACUAAUGUAGUUGAAGAAAAAAAUAUUGAAGAAGUCAUUGAAGCCAUUAUGCAAGAAGUGGACACUGAUAAGGAUGGAAGAAUAAGUUAUGAUGAGUUUGCUGCAAUGAUGAAGAUGGAUCCUUGCAGUUAAACACUAAUGAGAGGAGAUAGAAUUUGAAGAACCAAAGAUGAAUCAUCUUAUAUAUUUUAUUUUUGUUGGAAGAAUAUAUUUUGUUUUGGUAAUAUUUCUCUUGGCUCUUCAGUUGAUUUUCUAAUUUGAGACAUCAUUCUCCUUUCUGUUUGUUCUAACUUGUGAGGGAGUUCUUGGGGAAAGAAGUUGCUUUUUUUCACAAAAGAAAUAGUCAAAAUCAUUAUUAGUUUAAAGGUUAUUGAGAGCCAAAAUUGUGUGUUUAUUGAAACUACUUUAGUAUCAUAUUCUAUGUCAUAUUAUUGUGAUAGUAUA